Messenger RNA from Fusarium coffeatum, 1719 nucleotides. RefSeq lists its product as uncharacterized. Bases 1 to 1719 code for a protein of 572 amino acids. Gene Ontology annotation, molecular function: copper ion binding; oxidoreductase activity. The record is from RefSeq and is a predicted model, not a curated record. The transcript has 3 exons. NCBI's taxonomy places the organism in Eukaryota, Fungi, Ascomycota, Sordariomycetes, Hypocreales, Nectriaceae.
AUGUAUAAUAUUGCUUUGUAUUCGCUUCUCUAUCUUGCCCUGGCCUCCUGUUCGAACGCAUUGCCUGGAGCCGUGUCGCAGAUUCAGAAGAAAGGUCCAUGCUCUGGAAAUACACCAUCUACUCGAGACCAAUGGUGUGGAUAUGAUAUCCACAGCGACUACUAUUCUGUCAUUCCCGAUACGGGGGUCACACGAGAAUAUUGGCUUGAGAUCAGUGAAAUCAUCUUCGCUCCAGAUGGAGUCCCUAGGUUCGCCCAAGCCAUCAACGGAACAGUACCUGGCCCGACUAUCUUUGCAGACUGGGGCGAUAACGUUGUCGUUCACUUGACGAGCAACCUGAAGACUUCGACCAAUGGCUCAUCCUUCCACUUCCACGGCACUCAUCAGAACUACACGAACCCUCAGGAUGGCGUCGUUGCUGUUACACAGUGUCCUGUGGCUCCUGGGUCUUCAACAACAUACAGGUGGCGGGCUACUCAGUACGGAACUUCGUGGUAUCACUCGCAUUUUGGUCUUCAAACUUAUGAUGGUGUCUAUGGCGGCUUGAUCAUCCGUGGCCCAGCAAGCGCCAACUACGACGAGGACGUGGGAACCAUUAUGCUGAGUGAUUGGUCUCACCAAACUGUCAACCAGAUCCUACCCGAAGUUCAGAGAAAGGGCCCUGCGUUGAUGGACAAUGUGCUCAUCAACGGUACCAACACGUACGGGAAAGAAGGUCACAAGAAUCAGACCGGUGAAAGGUUCAGACUGGACUUUCAGGAGGGCAAGACAUACCGGCUUCGUCUCGUCAAUACUGGCAUCGAUACGCUCUACAAAUUCUCUAUUGACCAUCAUACUCUCCAAGUUGUUUCUGUGGAUUUUGUUUCUAUCGAGCCAUACGAGACCGACCAUGUGAGCAUCGCAAUCGGUGAACGCAUGGAUAUUCUUGUUACCGCCAACCAAGCCUCAAAGGCAUCUGCCUUUUGGCUCCGUGCUAUCCCCCAGCUCGACUGCACCAAAAACGCCAAUCCACAAAACGCUCUCGGCAUUGUGUCUUACUCAUCCAACAGUUCGACGCCCACAACGAAAGGACGAAAAUUUGAGGAUCACUGCGAAGACGAACCCUAUGAGAGCAUCGUACCUGUCGUUCCCCAUAUUGUCGGCCCCCCUGACACCGAAGUCGUUGAGAAUGCCAACCGGUCUUGGAACUCGGACGGCAUUAUCAAGUGGUCCCUCAACAGUACUACCAUGAUUGCUGAAUGGAACCACCCUUCACUCCUCAAACUCGGCACCAACACCUCGUUUACCGAUUCAAAUGCUGUGAUUCGCAUUCCAAAGAAGGACGCAUGGGUCUACCUCGCUAUCGAGACGGAACUUGACAUCUCUCAUCCGAUUCACCUUCAUGGUUUCGAUUACCAUAUUCUCGCCCAGGGUGUCGGACCAUACGGUCCCAAUGUCACCCUCAAAACGGAGAACCCGCCACGUCGUGAUACUGCCCUAUUGCCUGCGAAAGGGCACUUGGUUAUCGCUUUUCUUACCGAUAAUCCUGGCGUGUGGCUCAUGCACUGUCAUAUAGGAUGGCAUGCUGCCGAAGGCUUUUCACUACAGUUUGUUGUACGAGAAGACGAAAUCCCGGCACUGGUAUCGGAUCAGGAAUACGAGGAGAUUGAAAAAGGCUGUAAGGCAUGGAAUGAUUUCUCGCACGGAAUGGAGAUGGAGCAAGAUGACUCAGGGAUCUGA